Messenger RNA from Trametes versicolor FP-101664 SS1, 1250 nucleotides. RefSeq lists its product as uncharacterized. The transcript is spliced from 9 exons. The record is from RefSeq and is a predicted model, not a curated record. The coding region runs from base 13 to 1080 and encodes 355 amino acids. Lineage: Eukaryota; Fungi; Basidiomycota; Agaricomycetes; Polyporales; Polyporaceae.
CUUCUGACCACCAUGUCCGACAAUUGCGAACCGGAUCAUAAUGCGGCGGCGAAUGCGCUUACCGCGUUCAUGUGCGUGGGCAUUACCAUCUCAUACCUCCCACAGCUCUGGAGGAUUACCGCAGCGAAGUCGUCGGAAGGGUUCAGCCCAUGGUUUCUUUUGCUAGGAAGCACGUCAGCGGCGUCCGGUGUGUUGAACAUCAUUGUCAUGCAAUGGGGCCUCAUCAAGUGCUGUCGAGUUCUGAGCAUCGGCAGUUGCAUCGAAGCCACUGCGGGAGUGUUCCAACUCGUGCUCGUCUGGGCAUUGUUCUCCCUCAUUCUCGUCCUGUAUAUGAUAUACUAUCCGGAAGACCGCAAGUACGUUGAACUGGACGUCGACAUGCCCAACCACCUCCCCCCUCGCCAUGUCAAGACUCCUGUGAAGAGUGAAGAAUGGAAGCUGUCUAUCACGCUUUCCUGGGUCGUCCUGCUUCACAUCGUUUUCAUCACUUUCACCACAUUCCUUUUACUCGCCACGAAUCCAUCUCCCGACGCGACGCACCGCUCGCACCAGCUCGAGCUCUGGGCGACCUUCCUCGGCAUCUGCUCCGGGAUCCUCUCCGCGCUUCAAUACGCACCGCAAAUCGCACACACGUUCCGCCUGAAGCUUGUGGGCGCGCUCAGUAUUCCCAUGAUGGUCAUCCAGUCGCCGGGUGCCGUGCUUAUGGUGGUCAGCAUCGCGAUGAGGCCAGGUACUAACUGGACAACCUGGAUAUCGUACGCCGUCGCGGGUGUGAUGCAAGGCAUACUCCUCGUGAUGUGCAUCGUCUUCCGCAUCCGCCAGCACAAGCACGGCCUCGACGACUUCGGACAUCCGCUCGCGGGCGCGGAUGUCGCCGUGCCCUCGUCUCCGGCUUCGCAGACCCCUUCCCCCGUAGAGACGGCCGUCGGCGACGCGGUGGACAGCGACGUGCGCAGCGAGCACGGAGUGGACGUUGUGGGCGGCGAACGCGCUGCUGUCGGAGAAGAGACGCCGUUGUUGGCGAAGCCGAGCGGGGUCCAGCGGAAGGAGGGAGGUGUUCUCUCUUGGUUCAAACGGUAGUGAUGACGAGAGCCUGAGGUGCGCGGUUAUAUACGUUUCGUCUGAUUUAUUGAUAGCGAGGUGCUGCUCAACUCCGAUACCUAUUUUUCUGGCUCUACUCGUUUAUAGAAGGGACGGUUAUACUACUAUAUGCUGCUAUUGUACUUCUCAGGAUCGUAAUGCUAUACACG